Messenger RNA from Frankliniella occidentalis (western flower thrips), 1372 nucleotides. It is a transcript of the gene Polr3F, whose product is annotated as probable DNA-directed RNA polymerase III subunit RPC6. Gene Ontology annotation, cellular component: RNA polymerase III complex. The coding region runs from base 327 to 1304 and encodes 325 amino acids. The record is from RefSeq and is a predicted model, not a curated record. Gene Ontology annotation, biological process: transcription by RNA polymerase III. NCBI's taxonomy places the organism in Eukaryota, Metazoa, Arthropoda, Insecta, Thysanoptera, Thripidae. The transcript has 7 exons.
AACUUCUUCAUUCAAAACCAACUCCUGCCCCUGCUGCUUUUUAAAUCUAGUCUAGUAUUUACUCUAUGGCUGAGAGCCCUUCUCGUUCGUGAAAAUCGUAAUAUUUAGCCUCAAACAAAAUAUUGCAAAUAUAAGACGUCUAUAUUACGAAUUCUAAAAGAGAAAACAAUGAACUCACCGACACCACUACCGUCACAUAACCUCUAAAUUAAUGAUCCUUCUCUAGGUCCUUGAAGAUUCUUUUUCUCCACCAAUGUUGUUGUUGUGAGUUACAUUUUGCCACUCUUGAAGAAUUCCCUUGAAAAUUUUCAUUCUGUUGAACCAGAAUGGCAAUGGCUACCAGGGUCAAACAGGAACCGGUGUCACCCACAUCUAGUUCAAGUCGUGAACUCUGUAGCCCUCCUCCAGCUCUAAACUCAUCGAUUACAACUUCAGAUUAUGAGCAAAGGAUACUAUUACUCUUGCAAGGAAGUACCAAACCAAUUUCUGAUAAAGAAAUCCAAAAUGAAAUACCAAAUUUAUCGCCCCAGGAACGAGCGGAAGCCAUCAACAGUCUUUUGAAGCAGGGAUCUUUGGAAAUAUUCAAGCAAGGUGACAAAUUAGUUUACAAGUACAAGGAGCCAUCAAGUUCUUCCAACAUUAAAGGCGCAGAUAAUGAAGAGAAGAUAGUAUAUAGUAUAAUUGAGAAAGCUGGUAACAAGGGGAUAUGGAUCAGAGAUCUCAGAUAUGAAUCAAAUUUAAUUGUGGUUACUCUCCAAAAAAUUUUGAAAAAUCUUGAGAACAAAAAAAUAAUUAAGGCUGUAAAAUCUGUCUCGGCUUCAAAAAAGAAGGUUUAUAUGCUAUACAGUUUGGAGCCAGAUAGUUCUGUUACUGGUGGAGCAUGGUAUAAUGAUCAAGACUUUGAAUCGGAAUUUGUUGAUGUCCUAAACCAACAAUGUUUUCGUUUCCUUCAUCAAAAAAAAGAAGCUGUGAAGAACUGUAAAGAUGGUCCAAUUGCUGCCCAGAAUAUGGCUAGUGCAUCAUCUAAAGAUGUUUGGAAAUACAUCUCUGAGUUAGGGAUUAGCAAGGUCCAAUUAUCUGUCCAAGAUAUGGAAACCAUUCUAAAUACUUUAGUUUAUGAUGGAAAAGCAGAGCGAACAGUCCUUGCUGAUGGUAACCACAUGUACCGCGCUAUUGAGUCGCUGCUGCCACCACCAGGCAUUGUUCGGACCCCCUGUGGUGUUUGCCCGGUUUUCAACCAGUGCAGUGAUAUUGGAUCAAUAAAUCCAAAAAAGUGUGUUUACAUGACAGAAUGGCUUGAAUAAAUACAAUUAAUUUAAAAAGAUGGAUAUAUUUAUAACUGAAUUAAAAAAUAAAAAAUCAUGAUGUUUAA